CAAAUUUCUGAAGGAAAGAAUCUGAUUAAACAGCCUAGAUGCCUUUUCAACUUCUAGAUCAAUUAGCUGUACCCAGGGUAUGUUAAAAUGUCUUAGGUAUGCACCUUUCUCCUGUAUUUAUAGCCUUUCUCUGGGAAGAUAGAAUCACUGGUAGCUGGACAGCCACCCUAAGCAGUGUUUGUUUAUUAAUAACAAGUUAAUUAUGUUAAAUAACAGUAUUGAAAAUCAAAUUAUAAUAUUGAAGUUUAUUAUCUGGAUGGUUACAAUUAAUCCUUUUUCUUUAAGGCAGUGGUUUUGAUUAUCUUUUCUUUGGCUCUAAAAGUCUCCUUUGAAAAUAUGAUAAAGUAUCUUGGACCCCUUGAAGUUCUCCCAAGAACUUCAGAUUACAAGUUUCAUAAUCAAACAAUUUAACAUGCAUUGUUAAAUUCCUUGUAAAAUCUAGUUGUUCAUGCUAUAGCAUGAAAUAUCACAGAAUGGAGAUGAUUAUUUCUGCUCUCUUUGCCACAUCUACUGUGAGAAUGAAGACCAUUCUAGCAAUCAGACCGCAGACAUUCCAGAAAAUGUCAACAUCACUCUGAAGGGAUGCACUGUUAUUGUAAAGGGCUCCAGAGGAACCCUGUGAAGGGACUUUUCAGUCACAUCAAUGUAGGACUCAGUCUUGGAAAGUAAAAGAAGAGGCUCUGAGUUGACAAAUGGUGGGGAAAUAGAGAAAAACUGGCUAUUGUUUGCACCAUCUAUAGUCAUGUACAGAACAUGAUCAAGGGCGUUACACUGGGCUUCCAUUACAAGAUGUCUGUGUUCACUUCCCCAUUAGUGUUGUUAUUCAGGAGAAUGGUUCUCUUGUCGAAAUCCAAAAUUUCUUGGGUGAAAAAUACUUCUACAGGUGAGGCCAGGUGUUGCUUGUGCUGUAUCACAAGCCCAGAACAAUGAGUUAAUUCUUGAAGGAAAUGACAUUGACUUGUAUCAAACUCAGCUGCUCUGAUUCAGCAAGCAAUGGUUACACAAUAAGGAUAUCAGAAAAUUUUUGGAUAGUAUCUAUGUUUCUGAAAAAGGGACAGUUCAGCAGCUUGAUGAAUAAGGUUUAAGUUGUCCAGCUACAGAAACAGCAAGAUUCUGGAUGAUUUUUCAGACUUUUUUGUGAUAUUUUAUUUUAAAUUUUUUUAAGCGUUUAUUCACUUUUGAGAGACAGAGAGUGAGUGGGGGAGGGGCAGUGAGAGAGGGAGACACAGAAUCCAAAGCAGACUCCAGGCUCUGAGCUGUCAGUGCAAAGCCCAAUGCAGGGCUCAAACUCAUGGACCAUGAGAUCAUGACCUGAGCUGAAGUCGGAUGCUUAACUGACUGAGCCACCCAGGUGCUCCUUAUUUGUGAUAUUUUAAAGAUGUAAUAAAUGUUGUUUUGAUUUGGCUCACUGAGCAAUGGCCGAAUGAGUGAUGGCCGAAUGUCGGCUGCACCCAGGAACGCCCUCUGGACCCUGCUGCUGCUGGUGCCCCAGGACUGCGGCCAGGUGCCAGUCCGCCCCAGAAAAAGUUCGCGAGACAGUGUAGCAGCAGCGUUUCAGGGAUUAUGAAAAAUCACAACACACAUCUGGCAUCAGGCUUCACCCUUAACGACCUUGCCACAGUACCAGCGAAUGUGGCCGCCUUCUGGGGUCUGCUGGGACUGGGUGGCUUCAACAGUCUCUGCCAGGUGUCCUUCCAGCAGUGGAACCGCUUUUCCCCAUGUGGCCCGAGAACCUCCUGGACCCCACUCUGUUCCUGGGGAUUCGCCCUUCCCACGAGAGCACUGCCAGGUGGAACCGCUGGCAAGAUGCAGAUUUCCAUGAAAACUUUUAUGGGGAAGAUUAUCACUCGCGAGAUUGAACCCUUGGAUAUAAUAGAAAAUGUAAAGGCCAAGAUCCAAGAUAAGGAAGGAAUUCCUCUUGAUCAUCAGAGACUGAUCUUGGCUGGCAAGCAACUGGAAGAUAGAUGUAUUGAUUACAACAUUCAAAAGUAGUCCAUUCUUCAUCUUGUGUUGAGACUUGGUGUUGCUGAGAAAAGGAAGAGAAGUCUUUCACCGCUCUCAAGAAGAAAAAACAUAAACAAAGUUAAGCUGGUUGUCCUGAAGUACUAUAAGGUGGAUGAAAAUGGCAAAAUCAGUAGCCUUCAUCGGGAGUGCCCUUCAGAUGAAUGUACUGGAAUUCUUAAUAACAGACACUUUGACAGACAUUAUUGUGGCAAAUGUUGUCUGACCUAUUACUUUAACAAACCAGAAGACAAGUAAUUGUAUAUGGAUUAAUAAAAGAUAUGAACUAAAAAAAAAAAAAAGCUGUAUUGAUUUGGACCUUUCCUUAACCAAUAAUCAUUUCCAACUAUUUGGCAAUUAAACCAUUCAGAAGUUAAGAAAGAAAGAAAGAAAGAAAGAA
Messenger RNA from Neofelis nebulosa (Clouded leopard), 2401 nucleotides. RefSeq names its product ubiquitin-ribosomal protein eS31 fusion protein-like. Gene Ontology annotation, molecular function: protein tag activity; ubiquitin protein ligase binding; structural constituent of ribosome. Gene Ontology annotation, cellular component: nucleus; cytoplasm; ribosome. NCBI's taxonomy places the organism in Eukaryota, Metazoa, Chordata, Mammalia, Carnivora, Felidae. The record is from RefSeq and is a predicted model, not a curated record. Gene Ontology annotation, biological process: modification-dependent protein catabolic process; protein ubiquitination; translation.